Messenger RNA from Peronospora matthiolae, 369 nucleotides. The record is from the annotation of a GenBank genome assembly. NCBI's taxonomy places the organism in Eukaryota, Oomycota, Peronosporomycetes, Peronosporales, Peronosporaceae.
AUGAAGAAGUGGCCACUGCCUCGUGAACAGUUUGCAGCGCUCGACAAAUUCUUUGCCGAUUGUUUAGCUGCUGGUCAUGUGAGAGAAUCAACAUUCCCACACAGCUCUCCGACCUUCUGUGUGCGAAAGGCCACAGGAGGGUUGCGGAUAGUGCACGCGUUCAACAAAUUAUACGCUGCAACGGUACUGGCUCAAACGCUGAUACCGAGGAAGGACGUCAUCAUUGAUGGCACGGAAAAAAGUAACAUCUUAUCGUUCAUGGAUCUGAUGGACGGAUUCUAUCAUAUUCGCACGCGUGAACGGGACAUCCCGUACACAGCAGUGAGCACCCGCAGCGGUAUGCUCUGGGAGUGGCUAGUGAUGCCAUAG